AUGCCUCCUUCAUUACGAGUCCCCGCGGAGAAGGUCGCGAUUGCGGCCUCUGCUGCGGCAGCGACUGUGGUCGGCGCUCUGUACGCCAACAGUCGAUAUGGGGUUUCCUACGACAUUAACCAACUGCUCGCCGAAAAGUCAUUCCGAAAGCGAUUCCAGGAGCGCGUCGAUACAUUGGGCAAUGAUGUGUCUGUUUUCCACAUGUUCGAGCUGGCAGACCCACGGGCAGAGGCUCUUUGGUUUGAGGGCCGCACCUGGACCUAUGGAGAGGUUCUCGCUGAGGCAAGCAAAUUGGCAGCUAUUUUCCAUCGUCAGGGAGUUUCCAACGGGGAUGUCGUCGCAGUUUUUGCUACCAACUCACCUGAGAUGGUAUUUACCAUAGUCGCAACAUCCAAACUUGGGGCUGUGCCAGCGUUGAUUAACACUGCCCUACAGAACCAGACGCUUCAACAUUGUCUUAAUAUUGCCAAUGCGAAAAUCCUGGUAUGCACGCCAGACGUCGCGCCGGCAAUCGCAGACCUCAAGGGUGAGGGCACGCCAUCCGUUGUUUUCUCUCUCAAUCUUUCCUCCUUUCCGCCACUACAGCUAUCACCGGACGCCUGCACCGCGUCAGAUAUCACGCAACUGAGGUAUGAAGACCUUGCGGCAAUCAAGGACGAUACUGUCCUUCGCCCGAAACGUGUUCUCAAAGACGUAGGCGCCUUGGUUUAUACCUCUGGCACAAGCGGAAAGCCAAAGGCUGUGGCUGUCAAGAACUUCUUGCUCGUUCUUGUUUCGACCCCAGCCACUGUCGAUCUGAAGAACCCAAAGACAUACCUUCCCCUCCGCACCUUUUCCUGUCUUCCCCUAUUUCAUGCCACAGCUCUCUUCACUGGGAUUUACUACAGUACUGGCCUUUCUGCCUCUUUUUGUCUUUCACGCAAGUUCUCAGCUUCGCGUUUCUCAGCACAGCUUGUCGAAUGCGGCGCCACCCGGAUGCUCUACGUCGGAGAGCUGUGCAGGUACCUGAUCGCAGCUCCCGAAUCCCCUUACGACCGAGCGCAUAAAUGCGUUACAGCCAUGGGCAACGGGCUGCAUCGAGAUGUCUGGUUGCAGUUCACGAAACGAUUCGGCAUCCCUGAGAUUCGGGAGAUUUAUCGCUCAACUGAAGGCAUCGCCAAGUUUGAUAACGUGGCACGCACAACCGCAGCCGCGGGCAUGGUUGGCUUCGCUGGGCCUCUCAAGCUAUACGCCGAAGACGACACCUUCCUCGUCAAGUAUGAUGCCACCACCGAGGAGCCUUACAGGGACCCCAAGACCGGAUUCUGCGUACGAGCCGAGGCCGAUGAGCCUGGCGAGGCCAUUGGUCGCGUGCGGUCAAUGGAUUUCCUCAAUGAUUACCACGGCGACAAGGCGGCUACGGAUCUGAAGCUGAUUUCCAACGUCUUUGAAAAGGGUGAUGUCUUCCAGAGGACUGGAGACUUGCUUGUAAGACAAAGUACAGGUUGGGUACGCUUUCACGACCGCUCGGGCGACACGUUUAGGUGGCGUGGCGAAAAUGUCAGCGCCAGCGAGGUUCGUGAGCACAUUGGCAAGCUUGAGGGUGUCCAAGACACUUCUGUUUACGCCGUGAAGCUCCCCGGAUAUGACGGCCAGGCUGGAGCGGCCUCGAUUACCUUGAAUGAUCCUUCUCAAGAAUCCGAGUUUGUGAAGUCUCUCUACAGCGACCUCCGAGCCAGCGGUCUUGCCCUUUACCAGAUGCCGAGGCUUGUUCGGUUUCGCGCUUCGAUUGAGACAACUGCUACCUUUAAGAAGUCUACUGGGGCGUUGAAAGGCCUCUCCUGGAAUCCGUCCGAAGAUCAACCAGACAAUGUCUACUGGCUUAAUG
This is a messenger RNA of Verticillium nonalfalfae, 1867 nucleotides long. RefSeq lists its product as uncharacterized. Gene Ontology annotation, molecular function: long-chain fatty acid transmembrane transporter activity; long-chain fatty acid-CoA ligase activity. Lineage: Eukaryota; Fungi; Ascomycota; Sordariomycetes; Glomerellales; Plectosphaerellaceae. The record is from RefSeq and is a predicted model, not a curated record. The annotation marks the transcript as partial. The transcript has 5 exons.